Messenger RNA from Pieris macdunnoughi, 2121 nucleotides. The record is from the annotation of a GenBank genome assembly. Lineage: Eukaryota; Metazoa; Arthropoda; Insecta; Lepidoptera; Pieridae.
AUGGGACUUAGAUUGGCAUUUCUCUUUAUCGUCAUAAUACAUUUUACAAGCUGUUUGGACAACACUACAGACACCAGCACCACAUCACCAUUAAACACUCUACUAUGUUCUGGAAGACUACCUGGGGACGUAGAUUUUCAGACAGUAGACCUGAUAGCAGUAUACCGCUUGGAUCGGCCCGAUACCACGGGUAUUACCUUGGUACAGGGUUCACAGGAUUUACAAAGGGCGUACAGGAUUGGAGAUGGCGCAAACCUGACAUUACCCGUGAGGAAAGUCUUUCCCAACGGUUUACCAGAGCAGUUCAGCAUCACGGCCACGUUUAACCCUCGGAACCAACGCAGACCUUGGAGCCUCAUACGAGUGCGAUCACAGAAUCUUCUCUUCUCCCUGACAUUCCUACCUCAUGUACGAAAAAUGGCGGUUUUCGUUCAGAAAACAAGGGUUAUUUUCUCUUGUCCAGAAUUAUUUCGUGUUGGAUGGCACAAAGUACAUGUUACCAUCACUAAUGGUACAGUAUACGCUGCAGUGGAUUGUAUCGAGUUAGAACCAGAGGAUAUCCCGUCACACAGUUUCAAUAACGCUACAACGGUGACGAUAGUAUCAAACGACGAUGGAACCCCAGCUCCGAUAGACCUGCAAUGGCUGUCUCUGAGUUGCAACCCAUUUAACCUUACUGAGGAAAGCUGUGAGGAGAUUGAAAUAGCCGAGCCGCUGAUAGAGUCACCUAUGACCGGCUCGCAGUCUUCACCAAAUGUGAAUCCAUUACUUGCUCCAGUAUGUAAUGCUUCGUGUCCACCAGGUCCCCAGGGCCCCCAAGGCCAGAAAGGUGAUCAAGGAGUGCCAGGCUACACGGGUCUUCCAGGUGUUCGAGGCUUACAGGGGCUCCCCGGGGAUCUUGGGCCCCCAGGUCCUAAAGGAGACAGGGGUGAUCGAGGACCACCCGGAAAUAGCACUAAUGUAGCAAUAUUGCCAGGGCCUCCAGGGGAACCUGGGCGAAGAGGAAUCAAAGGAGAUAGAGGAGAUGCGGGUCAAAAGGGCGAACCAGGAGAAGUGGGUCUAGUUGGUUUGGCUGGGGUGCCCGGAUCUGAUGGAAAGGAUGGAUUGCCGGGGCCUCCUGGAGCAAUGGGGCCUCGUGGUGACAGAGGAUAUCCAGGUCCUCCAGGGCCCGUUGCUCACGUAAAUACCUCUGUCGUACAAGGCAGUAAAGGUGAAAAAGGAUCUCCUGGCAGACCAGGACGUGAUGGAGAAAUGGGGCCUCGAGGGUUGUCCGGGAUAGACGGACAUGAUGGAUUACCUGGCGUUCAAGGGCCUCCUGGUUUGCCUGGAAUACCAGGAGAACGAGGUUUUACGGGAUUACAGGGCCUUGCUGGAGAGAGAGGCCCUGAGGGCCCACAGGGCCCUGAAGGCCGCCAGGGCGCCCCGGGUCCCCAAGGUCCUCCAGGUUUAACAACAACUUCUGGAGUCAGUAUGCCUGGUCUACCUGGACCUCAAGGAGAAAGAGGAGAGAAAGGUGAAGGAGGUUUACCAGGAAUACCAGGCAGGGACGGACUGGAUGGUAUACCGGGGUCUCCAGGACCGAGAGGUGCUCCUGGACCUAUUGCACCUAGAGAUAUUAUUGUUGAGCAUCAAUCAAUCACAGAAGGAGAUGUAAGAAAUAUUUGUGAAGAUUUAAUGAGAGAUCGCUUAAAAGAAUUAGCAGAUAGUUUAGUAAUGCUUCCUCCAGCAGUCAGUGUUGGGAGACGGGGGCCGAUUGGAAGACCUGGGCCACCAGGGCCCCCAGGUAUACCAGGAGAAACAGGGAUCAUUGGUCAUAGAGGAUAUCCGGGUGAGACUGGAGAACCGGGCCGACCGGGAGAACCAGGCCCUAGAGGAGAUAAAGGAGAUAACGGAGAUAGAGGCCCUGAAGGAGUUGGGAUUCCGGGGCCCGAGGGAUCUAGAGGAUUACCAGGUCCAGUAGGUCCCGCUGGACCUGAGGGAAGGCAAGGUGAACGAGGAAGCCCUGGGCGAGAAGGUGUCAUUGGUCCCCGUGGUGUGCCAGGUCCUAGAGGAACCUGUGACUGUCCCCUCGCAUCGUACUACGCUUAUCCACAGACUAUAGGAAAUGUUAAAGGACCAUAG